AGCUCUCAACGUGGUGCCCACAGCAGUCCAACGUGUGGAGCAGCUCGCGAUGAACAGAGGGUUUUAUUAAAGACAGUUUCAGAUAUUCUGACCAGACCAGGUCUUUGCUGCUCUACAAUGGGGGAGUUUAAGGUGCACCGGGUCCGGUUCUUUGACUACAUGCCCUCGGCUAUCCGAGCUCUGGCCUUCCAGCCGCAACGGGAGAGGAUCGCUGUAGCCCGGACGGACGGUUCUGUGGAGAUCUUCAACCGCGCUGACCGCUUCUUUCAAGAAAAGGUGAUUCCUGGGCGAGAGCAGGCGGCUACUGAAGCCUUGGCCUGGGUCGGGGACCGUCUCUUUAGUGCAGGCUUAAAUGGAGAGAUUAUUGAGUAUGAUCUCGACAACAACAAAACAAAAUACACACUAGAUGCAUACGGAGGUCCAAUAUGGACCAUAACUAGCAACAUGCAAGGAACUCAUUUAGCUGUUGGGUGUGAAGAUGGGACUGUGAAACUGUUUGAAGUGCGUGAAGAUAGAAUACAGUUUCAAAGAAACCUGUCCAAGCAGAAAGGACGCAUCAUCUCUCUCUCUUGGCAUCCCUCUGGCUCAAAGAUUGUUGCGGGAAUGAUGGAUAUGAUUCAUAUUUUUGACACUGAAACAGGUCAGUCAGUGCACAGGCUGCUGGUGGAGCGUGGAAUAGGAACAUCCCGGAGUCAGGAAUGUGUGGUCUGGAGUGUGGUGUACCUCUCAGAUGGCACCAUCAUUAGUGGAGAUUCAGCUGGGAAGGUUAAAAUGUGGGACAGCCGCACUGGAACACUGAUUAAAAGUCAUCAGGUCACCAAGUGGGAUGUGCUGACAUUAUCAGUUUCACAGGAUGAGACCAGUCUUGCUGUGGGGACCUCAGAGGGGACUGUGGUACAGUUCCAGUUCCUCUCUAUGGUUCUAGGUCAGGAGGACAAAGAGUGGGUCCGAACCAGAACCUUCAAGAACCACACGCAUGAUGUCCGUGCUGUGCUGGAGAUUAACACGGCUAUUGUAUCAGGGAGUAUGGACACACAGUUUGUGGUGAGACCCCUCUUAGACAAAAUUGAUGAGAGGAGCCAAGCUUCUGCCCUCCGCAAAAUACAGUUCCCUCAUCGGAGAUUCGUGUCAUGUGCAAGGAAGGCUGGCCUGCUGCUGUUCCAGUAUCCUGGCCACCUGGAGCUGUGGAGACUUGGGGAAAGUGAUGGAAAUGGCAUCUCUGAAAGUGUUUUAACUGUCAAAAGGAAACCAGAGAAAUUACUUCAUUUAAAGAUAAAGGGUGAAGAGCACAUUUGCUGCAGUGCGGUGUCACCGUGUGGAGAGUGGAUUGCAUACUCCACAGUGGCCAGUUUUCGACUGUAUAGACUACACUGUGAUAACAACAAUGUCAGCAUCACCAAGGUGUCCAAGCUUCCAAAGGUUCUCAGCUCAGCCAAUCAGAUUUGCUUUUCUUCAGACUCCUCCCAGUUGUUUGUGGCAUCCACUGGUUCAUCAGUACAUGUGGUAGUUCUGAACCAGUCUGGGUGCAAGUUUGUUUGCACACUCAAGCCUAAGUCAGGAUCUGGUCAGGCCAUUAAUCUGUUAGCAGCCAGCGAGGAUGGAAAAUGGCUGGCCUCAGCAAACAGUGACCAUGAGGUUCAAGUCUACAACCUGAAAAAAAUGAAGCCCCAUUGCACUCUGCCUGUUUACAGCUCUGGAGUCAGUGCCAUGGCCAUCCACCCAACCACAAACAACCUGUUCAUGGUGCAUGCAGAUCAGCAGCUUAUUGAGUACUCUAUAGAGAAGAAGCAGUACACUGACUGGAGCCGGCAGGUGCAGAGGCAUGGCCUUCAUUCUCUGUGGUUGGAGAGGGACACGCCGGUCACUAAUGUUACCUUCAAUCCCAAAAACCCUGCCCACAUUAUUCUUCAUGACACAUACAUGUUCUGCAUCAUUGACCAGACCCUGCCUCUCCCUGAUCAGGGAAGUCAGUUCUACAAUCAGCUGACCCUGAGAAGCAUGCCAGAGAAGGAAAGGAAAAAACACAGCCAUGCUUUCAAAAUGUGCAAGAUCUUUAAGGGGCUGCUGUUUGUGGAGCUGAUGGAGGAUCAGUCACUGGUGGUGGUGGAGCGCCCUCUGAUGGACAUUACUGCUCAACUGCCAGCGCCAGUUAGACAGAAGAAGUUUGCCACAUAAGUGUGUGUGUGUGUGUGUGUGUGUGUGUAUGUUUGUAUGUAUGUAUGUAUGUGAGUGUGUUUGAGUGAGAGAGACCCAUUGUGAACCUACUUCUCCCAAUGCUUUGUAAUAACUGUUUGAUACAGCAAUAAACAGAAUAUUUACUGUAAAAUUCA
Molecule: messenger RNA, 2330 nt
Organism: Colossoma macropomum (tambaqui)
Lineage: Eukaryota; Metazoa; Chordata; Actinopteri; Characiformes; Serrasalmidae
Gene: utp4
Product: UTP4 small subunit processome component
Exons: 16
Coding region: 118-2175 (685 amino acids)
Biological process (GO): maturation of SSU-rRNA from tricistronic rRNA transcript (SSU-rRNA, 5.8S rRNA, LSU-rRNA)
Cellular component (GO): small-subunit processome; t-UTP complex; 90S preribosome
Molecular function (GO): protein binding; RNA binding
Source: RefSeq, a predicted model, not a curated record